Messenger RNA from Poecile atricapillus (Black-capped chickadee), 4550 nucleotides. It is a transcript of the gene STAT1, whose product is annotated as signal transducer and activator of transcription 1. Gene Ontology annotation, molecular function: RNA polymerase II cis-regulatory region sequence-specific DNA binding; DNA-binding transcription factor activity, RNA polymerase II-specific. NCBI's taxonomy places the organism in Eukaryota, Metazoa, Chordata, Aves, Passeriformes, Paridae. The transcript has 24 exons. Gene Ontology annotation, biological process: regulation of cell population proliferation; type I interferon-mediated signaling pathway; defense response. The record is from RefSeq and is a predicted model, not a curated record. Bases 195 to 2462 code for a protein of 755 amino acids.
CCUUCUCUCGCCUGUUGCAUCCGCUCCCAGAUCCGGCUCUUGGCUCAUUCUCCACAGCUCACGCUCUCCGACGCCUCUCCAGACCUGCCCUGUCCGGGAGCGCUCGAAGCGGACCCCUGUCCCCGGCACGGCGCUGACGCUCAUCCCGCUGAUCCUGUGCCUCCAGCAUCGCUGGGCAGCCUCCUCUCAACAGAAUGACUCAGUGGUAUCAGCUACAGCAACUUGAUUCCAAGUUUUUGGAGCAAGUUCACCAGCUAUAUGAUGACAGCUUUCCUAUGGAGAUCAGGCAGUACCUAGCACAGUGGCUGGAAAACCAGGAUUGGGAACAUGCGGCCAACAAUGUAUCAUUUGCUACAGUGUUAUUCCAUGACCUGCUGUCACAGCUUGAUGAUCAAUUUAGUAGAUUCUUGAUAGAAAACAACUUUUUGCUGCAGCACAACAUAAGGAAAAGCAAACGUAAUCUUCAGGAUAACUUCCAAGAAGACCCAAUACACAUGGCAAUGAUCAUCCACAACUGUCUGAAAGAAGAGAGGAAAAUACUGAACAAUGCCCAGGUGUCCAAUGAGAUGGAAGUAGGCAGUGUACAGAGCACAGCGACUGGGAUGCCGGACAAACACAAGGAGCUUGAUGCCAAAGUGAGGGCUGUGAAAAGCAGUGUUACAGAUGUGGAGCAGGACAUCAAGACAUUAGAAGAUAUGCAGGAUGAAUAUGACUUCAAAUGUAAAACCCUGCAGAACAGAGAACACGAUUCUAAUAAUAUGUCUCAGGAAGAAUACAAGAAAGAACAGCUGAAUCUCAACCAGAUGUUUUUAUCACUGGACCGCAAGAGAAAGGAAGUGGUGAAUAAGAUAGUGCAGCUGCUGCAGAACACAGAGCACACACAGGCUGCCCUUAUUAAUGAUGAGCUGGUGGAGUGGAAGCACAGGCAACAGACAGCAUGCAUUGGUGGGCCACCCAACGCCUGCCUCGACCAGCUGCAGAACUGGUUCACCAUUGUUGCUGAAAGUCUACAGCAAGUUCGUCAGCAGCUCAAGAAGCUUGAGGAACUGGAACAGAAGUUUACCUAUGACCCUGAUCCCAUCACAAAAAAUAAACAGUUUCUGCAGGACCUAACACACAAGCUUUUCCAACAACUCAUCCAAAGCUCCUUUGUGGUAGAGAGGCAGCCUUGCAUGCCAACACACCCUCAGAGGCCACUAGUCUUGAAGACAGGAGUGCAGUUUACUGUGAAGCUGAGAUUGCUGGUGAAACUGCAGGAACUGAACUACAACUUGAAAGUGAAAGUUUUAUUUGAUAAAGAUGUAACUGAGAAGAACUCAGUCAAAGGGUUCAGGAAAUUUAAUAUUUUGGGAACAAACACAAAAGUAAUGAACAUGGAAGAAUCUACUAAUGGAAGCCUAGCAGCAGAAUUCAGGCACUUGCAACUGAAAGAACAGAAAAACACAGGGAGCAGAACAAAUGAGGGUCCUCUCAUUGUAACAGAAGAGCUUCACUCUCUGAGUUUUGAGACACAGCUGUGCCAGCCUGGUUUGGUAAUAGACCUAGAGACCACAUCCCUUCCCAUUGUUGUGAUCUCAAAUGUGAGCCAGCUUCCCAGUGGAUGGGCUUCUAUCUUGUGGUUCAACAUGCUGUCUACUGAUCCCAAGAACCUGUCCUUCUUUCUGAAUCCACCUUGUGCGAAGUGGUCUAAGCUUUCUGACGUUCUGAGCUGGCAGUUUUCUUCUGUAACAAAGAGAGGACUUAAUGCAGAUCAGCUGAGCAUGCUGGGAGAGAAGCUUCUUGGGUCAGCAAAUGGGGGAUCUCAGGAUGGCCUUAUUCCUUGGACAAGAUUCUGCAAGGAAAAUAUAAAUGAUAAAAAUUUUCCCUUUUGGCUGUGGAUUGAGGGAAUCCUGGAGCUUAUUAAGAAACAUCUCCUCUGUCUCUGGAAUGAUGGCUGCAUUGUGGGCUUCAUCAGCAAAGAGAAAGAGCGUGCUCUGCUGAAGGACCAGAGCCCAGGAACAUUUUUAUUGAGAUUCAGUGAAAGCAGCAGGGAGGGAGCAAUCACCUUUACCUGGGUAGAGGAAUCUCAGAACGAGCUGCAGUUCCACUCAGUAGAACCCUACACCAAAAAGGAGCUCUCUGCCGUGACUUUCCCCGACAUCAUCCGCAAUUACAAAGUGAUGGCAGCCGAAAACAUUCCUGAGAACCCACUGCGAUUCCUGUACCCAAAUAUACCCAAAGACAAUGCCUUUGGCAAAUACUACUCCAGGCCUAAGGAGGCACCAGAGCCAAUGGAUUUGGAUGGUCCCAAGGGAAAUGGCUACAUCAAGACUGAGUUAAUCUCUGUAUCUGAAGUCCACCCUUCCAGGCUGCAGUCCCCAGAAAACCUGCUCCCCAUGUCUCCCGAGGAGUUUGAUGAGGUGUCUCGGAUGGUGGGCCCCGCAGAGAUCGACACUGUGAUGUGUACACAUAUUCAGCUCUGAGCUUUGGCUGAGCUUUCCCCGUGUCAUUAGCACGGCCGAUUCACUUCACGCAUCCUGUGCUGCAGUCAGUGUCUUGGUAACAACACUUCACUUCUUUGGUUUCUCAGCCUGAAGGUCCAGCAGCAAUUUUAGCUAACGGGAAUAUCAACAGCAGCAGCCUGAGCAGCCUCCUUACGUGCAUAUCUUUGUUUAAUUAGCAAGAUACCGUGCAUGUCUUUGUUUAAUUAGCAAGAUGCCAGAGUGGAGGAAGAGGAGGGUGGCAAUGUGAGCUUCUCAAUGACAGUGAUGGGAAAAACAUGCAUUCAUUGUUUAAAGGAAUUAGUUAAACAUUUAAAACAGUUGACUGUACAUAGAUGUUACAACAUUACACGUUGAUUUUUUGUCUGCAUCACAAAAGGGAAACACUCUACAGAUAACAUGCCACACCAAAUCCAUGUUCUGCUGAAGUUUGUUGUGCUUUUAGCUCUUCUGGGCAUGGCCCACUGAGAGAGCAGAAGCCCAAAAUGUUACCUGCAUUUCAUUCUUGCAAUUUUCACAAGGCAUAAUCUUGUGUAGGAUGUUUUGCACAGUCUUUGUCAAAAAGAGCAUUUCUUAGGACACCACUUUUAAGCUGCAUUGGCAUAUGCUGAGCUUGCAACCCAAGGUGUAUAAUCAAGACUAAAGCCUCUGCAGACUGCAGUCAUCAGACAAAAUCAGAACCUCCUCUUAGAAGACUGCAAAGGCAUUGAAAAGUAUGUUUUUAUUUACUGUGCCUAAUCUGCCAAGGUGAGGAUCUGGUCACUCCUAUCCUUUGCAAUAAUACAUAUAGGUUAUAACAGGUGGAAUGGAACUCCAUUUUCUCAUGCAUUAUGAACCAGGGCAUUUAUUUAACUGUUAAUUUCAAUAGCUAAAAGAUUUUACAGGCUUUGAUACUGAAGUGGUUUUGUAAUUAGGGGUAAGGCACAGAAAAGUGAAGAAUUUAGUUUAUCCAGAGCAAUGGCUGCAGGAUAUGCAGUCUGCAGUAGUUGAAGGAUGAAGCUGUGCUUCCACCAGAGGAGGAACAGGUUUGUUUCUCAGCACGUUUCAAGGCAAUUAACAACUCUCAGUUAAGAGGCAAGGCUGUUGUAGGCAGCUGGUCUCUCUCUAAGGGUACCUAUUAGCACAGGCUGCUAAUUAGCCCAGAGCUGAGCAGAGGGGCUGCAGAGCCCCUGUGCUGCACCCCAUCUGCCCAGGUACAGGAACAGGGCAGCCACUGUGGGGGCCCUGCCUGAGCAGGGGGUUGGACAAGGUGACCUCCAGACCCAUCAGCUGCUGUUUGGGAAGAAAAGGACUGCUUCGGUUUGGUGUGUUGUGCCCAAGACAUCUGAUGCUUCCCUGCAAAAGCUUCAAAGAAAAAGGACCUAGAGCAUGUAACACACGUAUUUAAAUGAAAGCAAUACAAACUGACCUAUUUUUGGUGCCCUGGGUUACUGAGAUUAACAGUGCUACAGGAAAUGACUUAUUGCUUUUUUCUUACUGUAACUAGCUGAAGAGUAUCUGUUGCUAAUACAAAAAUCAAGUUACCUGUUUUUUGAGCUAUGCUUUGUAUUCAUGUUCUACAUGUUAUUACCUUUUUGCUUCAGUUUUGUGGAACUUAAAGCAGUGGCCUUAUUCACAGCCAGUAGUUCUAGAAGCAGUGAUUUUUCCUCAGUGGAAUAUUCUUUUAUAUAUUUUAAAUAAAUGGAACUGUCAGUUGCCACUUCUGUUCUAUCUCUCGUGUUUUGGCUACUUCUAUUAUAAAGUGGAUGAGCCAGUAAGUAUUUUGCUACUCUGUAUUUCAUUUUAAACUUGUUUGCACAACUAAAGAGUUACAGCUUUGAAGCCCAAGGCAGUAUUGAUGCUUUUAAUUCUCUGCAUUGUUGCAGGUGUCUGCACUGGAGUUCUUAGAAGGCGGCUGUUCACAUUUUUUUAUUACUGCUUGUAUCACUUCAUUCAUUUGUUUCCAUCCCCACACAGACUUCAAUAAACUGAACUUGACUUUCUAUAAUUUGAGUCCUCAGUAGCUGAUCUUUGUCUCAUCUUUGUGGGCUACCAAGCUGGACCACUGCGGUUUUUCUCUGGGACUAGUAA